UCCAGCACACGAAAGCAAACCCCUUGCUGUAAAUAGUGUAUAAUUAGCAUUUCCUAGGUUGUUACAAAAGGAAUAGCACUAGUGCCACUGAACAAAGGCGUUGGUUAGAGAGUAGUCCUGAAGCGCGGGGAGGUGUUGGUGAGAAACUGUCAGGUGGUGUAAGAGCCGGCAGCGCGCUGCAUCCUCCGGCUCGGCAGCCGAUUCCCGGUGCGCUGAGCGCCGGACGCAGCGAGGAGAUGUGCUCGACCGCCGGCCCGGAGGACCUGGCCACGUUGUCCCAGCUGGACGAGACCAUUCUCCUGAACGUCCUGAGCCGCAGAUUCCGGCAUGACCAAAUUUAUUCUUACAUUGGAGAUAUUCUAGUUGCCAUCAAUCCUUUCAAGUAUUUGCCCUUGUAUGAAAAAUCGGAAUCGGAAAAGUACAGAAGUUGUUCAAAAGAUAGCCUACCUCCACAUAUUUUUGCAGUGGCAGAUCGUGCCUAUCAAUCAAUGUUGGGUCGCUUAGCCACUGGCCCUAAGAACCAGUGCAUUGUCAUUAGUGGGGAAAGUGGUGCUGGAAAAACUGAGAGUACUAAGCUCCUGCUGCGACAGAUCAUGGAACUCUGCAAAGGAAACUCUCAAUUAGAGCGACAGGUUCUGCAGGUGAAUCCACUUCUGGAAGCAUUUGGGAAUGCUCAGACUGUGAUGAAUGACAACAGUAGCAGAUUUGGGAAAUAUAUUCAACUGAGAUUUCACAGUACAGCAGUAAAAGGUGCCAAAAUCAAUGAAUACCUACUGGAGAAAUCCCGAGUUGUGCAUCAGGAUGAAGGCGAGAAAAACUUCCAUAUUUUCUACUAUAUGUUCGCUGGAAUAUCUCCUGCUGAUCAGGAGGUGUAUGGGCUUCUGGAGCCCACGUUUUACAGGUACCUAAAUCACAAAUAUGGUUCUGAUGAAAUCAUCCAGCGAUGGAACAAGAAAUACCAUGAAGUGUGCAAUGCACUGGACAUGGUUGGGUUUCUUGAGCAGGAGCAGGUGGACAUGAUGACAAUACUAGCAGGAAUCCUGUCACUAGGCAAUAUCCUUUUCGAACCUCAAGACACUGGAAUCCUUAAAGUGACAGAUCAGUCAAAGGGAUGGCUGAAAGCUGCAGCAGGUCAGUUUGGUGUUGAGCAAGAAGAACUUCUAAAAUGUUUGAUUUGUACAAUGGCAGUAACUCGAGGAGAGUCCAUUCAACGAUACCACACCAAACAGCAAGCUGAAGAUGCCAGGGAUUCUAUUGCUAAGGUUGCUUACGGCAGAGUUUUUGGGUGGAUAGUCAGCAAAAUCAACCAGCUUCUGGCUCCAAAAGAAGACAUGGAUGUUGUUGAACUGUGGGAGAUAGGUAUAUUAGACAUUUUUGGAUUUGAAAAUUUUGCAGUUAACCGAUAUGAACAGAUGUGUAUUAAUUUGGCAAACGAACAGCUUCAGUAUUUCUUCAACCAUCACAUAUUUUUAAUGCAACAGGAUGAGUACAAACAAGAAGAAAUUGAAUGGAAAACAAUUACCUUUAAGAACAACAAAGCAAUUCUGGAUCUGUUUUUAGCAAAACCAUUAGGAGUUUUUUCCCUACUGGAUGAGCAAAGUGCAUUUCCACAGGCCACUGACAGGACUUUUGUGGACAAAUUAAACAAUGGUUUCAAACGGAAUCCACAUUUUAAAAUAGGCAGAAGUCAGAAUCCAGUAUUUACAAUAGUACAUUAUGCAGGAAAGGUCCAAUACAAUGCAUCUGGGUUUUUGGAGAAAAAUAGAGACACUAUCCCAGCAAGCAUUCGAGGGCUGUUUAUUAAUAGCAUCACUCCACUGCUAAGUGUACUUUUUACAGCAACAGUCUCAAGGACAGGAACCUUAAUGGCUCAUCAGAGACCAAAGCAGGCACAAAGAACAGAAGACAACUUUAACAGCACCAGGAAAACAGUCUGUUGGAGCUCAAUUUGUCAGGCGUGGCUGGGCAUUCAGGUUGCCAGUUUAACACCUUUUGAUUUGGAGAAAGGGAGUGGAAUUGAAGGAAUUGUUAUUCAGUUGCAGAACAAGUUCAGUCAGACAAAGGACGAUGGUGGCAGAAGGGGACUGGUUGGGCCUCUGCUCAAGGAGAAACAUUCUUUAGCAGUGCUGAUGGAGAAGAUGUUUUCAGCAAAUCCACAUUUCAUUCGAUGUGUGAAACCAAAUAAUAAUAAAUUGCCAGAUCAGCUGGACAGCAAAGUUUUUAUGGAUCAGCUGCGAUACAAUGGAUUAUUGGAAACUACCCGGAUUCGUAGAGAUGGAUAUUCUUGGAGACCAUUCUUCGAAGAAUUUGUUAAAAGAUAUGGAAUACUGCUUAUUACCCCCAAUGUGCCACUUACCAAAGAAAGUUGUCUAGCUAUUCUUCAAACUACUGACCUGAAGGACUGGAAAUCUGGAAAAUCGCGUCUAUUCUUUAAAUACUGGCAUCAGGAUCAAUUAGCAAAGUGCAUCGAAAAACUUGAAAAAGCUGCAUUAAUUAUCCAGAAAAGUUAUAAAAGAUUCCGCUGUCAAAGCAAGUAUAAAGUUUUAUUGCUCGAGCUACAAAAUCAGCGUCGGCUGGAACUGGAAAGACAAAUCGAAGAAAGACAUCAGAUUGAAUUGGAGCAAGAAAUGGAAAGAAAAAAGCAGGAAAUGGAAUGGAAAAAUGAAGGACCAGUUACACCACCAGUUCCACUUCCAAGAAAAAAGAAGCCACUCCCUCGACCUCGUGCUGUAGCUGUAGAUAAAUUUCACAAAGCUGUCCAGCCUCCUGUUCCCAGACCCCGGAGUAAAUUAGUGGAGGCAACUCCCUUUGAUAAUUCUCGGGAGCACAUGAACAGUACUUGGCUUCAAGAGCAGGCAGAGAAAGAGCAGCGAAUUAACAAGAAACGAGCUACAAUUCGGUGGUUCAAAGAAACUCAGGCUCGAAAAGUAGUUCAGAAUGGCACGUUCCCUUGCUGGUUUCAUGGGAUGAUUACAAGACGUGAAAGUGAAAACCUGUUGGCAAACCAACCUUUAGGUUGCUUCUUGAUACGUGUCAGUGGAAGUAGGGAAGGGUACACGUUAACUUUCAGAGGUGUAGAUCGGUGUAGACACUAUAUGAUUGAAAUGCAGCCGAAUGGGAAGUAUGUGAUACUGGGAGAAGAUAAGGUCCAUUCAUCACUACCAAACUUGGUAGAGUAUUAUAAAACUGUUGGAAUUCACCAUUCAUGGAAGUCCUCACUGUACCUUGUGGACAGAAAUGUGACAGCGAAACAGAUUAUGAAGAACUCAGGCACUUUUCGAUGAAAAUCAAACCACAAGAAACUACAAAUUUAGACAUUGAUGCUGAUGUCUCAACUCAUGAUCGUGUGCACAAUGAGUUGUCUAAGCUUUUUGUGCCACCUGAACCACAGUUGUCAAUGCAGCCUCAAGUUCCACCAGUCAUGAGAAAGAUCGCAGACAAAAAGCUCCAGAUUGCUGCUUUAGUGGAAACGCAGGCAAUUAAUUCAGAGAACUGGUAUGAAGAUCAGGAAAACAAACGUACAUUCCCAAGACUUUACCCAUCAAUACGCUUAGCAAUGAAAGAGAUUCAGCAACUUUAUGAGAAAUAUGGGUGUGAAGUGCAAACUAACAACAGAGAGGAGGUGCCAGAACUCCCUCCAAAACAGUUCAAAGAGCGACAUCUGAAUACUACAUUGCAAAAUAAAUGAUUGAAGAUUGGGAGAAUCUGUCCAUACACAGAUGAAAAGAGGUGAUACUUUUGACGUGUUUACUGUAACAAUUUUUUUUUCUUUUGUUUACUGAAACACAACCAAAUUUAUCUGGACCCCAGUUGGUGUUGGAUAUAUAAUGCUGAUUUCAAUGAGUAUUUUGCACAGAUUUAUUUUUGAAUAGUGUUUUUUUUGUUAAAGGUUUUGUCAAUAAUCUGCCAAAAGCUGCUUUUCACAAUGAAAUGUUUUUAUUUUUCCACUCAGUAUACAUAUUGUACAUAAUUUUUCUGGACUCCACUGAUCCAUGUGUUAACUUGUAUGCUGGGGAAUAGUUUGUACAAUUAA
Messenger RNA from Pristis pectinata (smalltooth sawfish), 4033 nucleotides. RefSeq names its product unconventional myosin-X. Gene Ontology annotation, molecular function: ATP binding; cytoskeletal motor activity. The transcript is spliced from 31 exons. The record is from RefSeq and is a predicted model, not a curated record. Gene Ontology annotation, cellular component: myosin complex. Lineage: Eukaryota; Metazoa; Chordata; Chondrichthyes; Rhinopristiformes; Pristidae. Bases 237 to 3284 code for a protein of 1015 amino acids.